Stomoxys calcitrans (stable fly) is the source of this 1518-nucleotide messenger RNA. It is a transcript of the gene Taf7, whose product is annotated as transcription initiation factor TFIID subunit 7. The record is from RefSeq and is a predicted model, not a curated record. Gene Ontology annotation, biological process: RNA polymerase II preinitiation complex assembly; transcription initiation at RNA polymerase II promoter. NCBI's taxonomy places the organism in Eukaryota, Metazoa, Arthropoda, Insecta, Diptera, Muscidae. The coding region runs from base 142 to 1488 and encodes 448 amino acids. Gene Ontology annotation, cellular component: transcription factor TFIID complex. The transcript is spliced from 2 exons. Gene Ontology annotation, molecular function: RNA polymerase II general transcription initiation factor activity.
AAAUGGGUUGUCGCGUAUAUUUACAUGUAUAAAUCGAAUGGGAUAGAGUAUAACUCGGCAACUCUAAUAUUAUUAUUGCCUAUGGAGCAAACAGCAAAUUAACAACGAAAGUGAAGAAUUUCGUGAAUUUUCCGAAAAACAAUGAUUGAAAAGAAAGCCGACAAAAGCAAGCAAGACCAAAAACCACGGGAUGAUGGAGUUGAGCUAGAAAAUCAAUAUAUUUUGCGUCUGCCCGAGGAACCAGCGCGACUUCUAAGGGAGCUUCUGCAAUCACCCAAUUCUAAUUUAAAAGACCGUCUGAACAUACAAUUGGACAAUGAUUUGCGUUAUGGUGAAGUGCGCUUUGAUCAUUGGUUAUUCCAUGCAAAGGUUGUGGAUUUACCGACGAUUAUAGAAUGCCUAAAGACCAUUGAUAGUAAAAGUUUCUAUAAAUCGGCCGACAUAUGUCAGAUGGUAAUUUGCAAAGAGGAGCCGCAUGAUUUGGACAAGGAAGAGUCACCGAAUAAAGGCAAAAAGAAGGAUCCCAAUAAGGUUGACAAAAAGUUUCUGUGGGCCCAUGGCAUAACACCACCUUGUAAAAAUGUACGCAAACGUCGUUUCCGCAAAACGUUGAAAAAGAAAAAUGUCGAAGCCCCCGAAAUCGAAAAGGAGGUAAAACGUCUUUUGCGCAUUGAUAACGAUGCUGUUAAGGUGGAGUUUGAGAUUAUCAACGAAGAUCUAUCCAAGUCUUCGGAUUCUCACUUGAAGGACAGCAUGGAGGGUGAAGAAGAAUUCAUGGAUGAUACUAUGCAUGAGGGCGACAAGGGCAAUAAUGACUCCUCAUCACAAAAGGAUAUUAACGUUGAAUCAGAUGGUGAUGACGACGAUGGUCCCUCUGGCUCUGCACCAUCCGGCCAUUUGGGUGUGGGCGAACAUGAUAUUUUCGGUGAGGAAGUAUCCUCAUCCGAAGAUGAAGAGGACAUUCGACGUCACGGUAAUAAUCGUAUGCAAGAUUUAGAUGAAACUUCCCGGCUCUCAGCAGAUGAUUCACGUAUGUCUUACUUUUCGGUGGGUGGUGGCAACAACACAAAUAUGAGUGCCAAAACAAGUGUGCUUAACACCUCAAAGGAUGAUUUGAAUGAGUACAGUAAAUCAAUGUUUGGCAGUCCUAAACAAGGUGAUGAUGAUAAUUCCAAAUUUGGAGGUUCUAAUUCAAAUUUGGCUGGUGGCGCUGGUGGUUACUUUGAUGAUCGUAAGCGUACUCUAUCUGAUGAUGACUCCUCGAAUGAUGCUGUACCACAAAUGCGAGUCGAUCAAAUACAAUCGAAAAUUUCCGAAUUAAGACGCCAGUUGGAUGAUAUAAAGGCCCAACAUUCACAAAAGGCUAAGGAAAUUUCGUCAAUUCAAAAUCCUACGUUGAGACAACGCAUGCAAGAUACUGUGGACAACUUGGCCAGCCAAAUGGUUGAAAAGGAAUUGGAGAUAAAGGAUUAUGAAAAUAUGCUUUAAGUUAUGCGUAAAAUAAAUAAUAAAUAUAAU